AUUUCAAUAUACCUGCAAUAUAAUUAAAUCUGAUGUUGAAUCAAAUCCAUCAGCAAUGAUUAAAACAUGUUAUCAAAAAGUUUUUAAAACAAAAACAGAAUACUCUAGUCUAGCCAUUAUGGGUUUUAAUAUAACAAUAACAAGUAUUGGUGAUCUAAAUGAAAAUAAAUUCUAUGGAGUCAGCACUGGUUUUGUUUCUUCGUUUACUACACAUUAUUGUGGUGCACAAUAUUUGUUUGUACUUAAAAUUGAAGAAGAACAAUGUAAUUUAGAAAUUUAUUUAGAAUCAGAACAUACACAUCAAUUUAUAAAACAAACUCCAGAUAAUAUUUGGAAUAAGUGGCAUCAACAAACAAGCACAGUCAUUCAAUUUCUACUUAUAUUACAAAAAAUUUACCUACCUGAAUAUACUUUUCAAGAAAAAGAAUUACGAACAUGGCAGUCAAUAUUUGUUGCUUGUGGGUAUACUAAUGUAACCUCUGUUCCAAAAAAAGAAUCUUUAAUAGAGUUCUGGAGCAAAGCAUCAGACUCUAUUGCAGACAAAGAAUCACUAGAAACUUUUUAUAAAAACAAUAUUAUCCAAUUCCUGCAAAAUUUACAACUAACACAAGAUUCAACCUUUUGGGAUAGUUUUAGAGAUGCAUUACUUUCGAAUAAAAGAGGGUCUGAUGAUGCACUGCUUCUGCAAAAGCCAAAAAGAACAGCUUCAAGGCUUACAAAUAUUCAAGAAAAACAAUUUCUGUUAUUUUUUCAAGAUGGAGAUAAUGUUAAAAAAUUCCAUAAAACUUACCCAAAUGAUAUGAAAAGAACUAGUUUUAUAGCUCGAUUAGCUGAUUCAGAGAACCUUAAAUAUUAUCAAGAUCUUGGUAGAUUAUGUAUGAUUUGCUAUGACUACAGAUAUGAUACUUUCAAUAAUUUGGAAAAUAUUAUUCAUUCUAAUUUUACAGAUAAAAAUUUUAUGAGUAAAGAUGCUGGUGAAAUAAAGCUAAGGAAUCGAAAAAGUACAAAUAGAAUAGAUGCACAGGCCAUGUAUAAAGAACUCCUGGAAUACAUCGAAGCUGGUAAUAUAGAAGAGAAGGAUGUUUCAAAAAUUAUUACGAUUCAAAAUUGGAUAAACACAUAUGCUUAUGUUUUUAAGCGAAGAGCAGAAAUUGAGUCAGAUAAUAUAAAAAUUGCUGUUAUACAGGAAAAUCUACUUCAACAAGAUAUAAAAUGGGUAGAAAUUGCCAGUAUACAGGAAGAUCUACUUCAACAAGAGAUAAAACAG
Racocetra persica is the source of this 1267-nucleotide messenger RNA. NCBI's taxonomy places the organism in Eukaryota, Fungi, Glomeromycota, Glomeromycetes, Diversisporales, Gigasporaceae. The record is from the annotation of a GenBank genome assembly.